This is a messenger RNA of Maylandia zebra (zebra mbuna), 1747 nucleotides long. RefSeq names its product nudix (nucleoside diphosphate linked moiety X)-type motif 3b (gene nudt3b). NCBI's taxonomy places the organism in Eukaryota, Metazoa, Chordata, Actinopteri, Cichliformes, Cichlidae. Gene Ontology annotation, molecular function: endopolyphosphatase activity; bis(5'-adenosyl)-hexaphosphatase activity; bis(5'-adenosyl)-pentaphosphatase activity. Gene Ontology annotation, cellular component: nucleus; cytoplasm. The record is from RefSeq and is a predicted model, not a curated record. Gene Ontology annotation, biological process: adenosine 5'-(hexahydrogen pentaphosphate) catabolic process; diadenosine hexaphosphate catabolic process; diadenosine pentaphosphate catabolic process.
UCCAGUCAGAGCGUGGUGCUGCGUUUUCCCCCACGCUUCGUUGCCCUAAUUCUUCAACCCUUGAUAGGUAAAUUUCUUACGCUCGCCAAGCUAUUAAUGGUUAAACUACGUCGUGGGCGUAGCGGCUCCUUGUAAUGGCGACCGUGCCGUAGAUGUUCCCAGGUUUGUGAAAAUGAAGCGAAGAAGAAGUUAUUUCUUUUAAGUAAAACGCCGAGGUUCCCCGUAGGAGGACUUUGCGUCUACAACCAUCGUCUUUAUAAGUGGCAAAUAUAGCUGUACUUUUGAACUUUUACGCUCCCGAAAUGAUGAAGCUCAAGUCAAACCAAACCCGGACGUACGACGGGGAUGGCUACAAGAAGCGGGCCGCUUGCCUGUGCUUCAGGAGCGAGAGCGAGGAGGAGGUGCUACUGGUGAGCAGUAGUCGACAUCCUGACAAGUGGAUAGUUCCUGGAGGGGGAAUGGAGCCCGAAGAGGAGCCCAAUGUUGCAGCAGCUCGAGAAGUGUGUGAAGAGGCUGGUGUGAAGGGGACUUUAGGUCGCUUGGUGGGAAUAUUUGAGAACCAGGAGAGAAAACACAGGACCUAUGUGUAUGUUCUUAUUGUAACGGAGGUGCUGGAGGACUGGGAGGACUCAGUCAACAUUGGGAGAAAAAGGGAAUGGUUUAAAAUAGACGAUGCCAUACAAGUGUUGCAGUGUCACAAGCCUGUGCAGGCCACCUACUUUGAGGCUCUCCAGGAGAGUUGUCUGACCAGUAAUGGAACUCCACUGGUGACCACGAUAGGUGGGGACCUCUCCCCUACCUACAGCAUCAAUCAGAGCUCUGUUUCUGGGAUCAGAUAACUAAAACCACAACUCUGAAUACCCCAGGAGCUUUCGCCACCACCUGCGCUCUUACUUGUGUUAUUUCUCUUCUCUUCUCUUCUCUUCUCUUCUCUUCUCUUCUCUUCUCUUCUCUUCUCUUCUCUUCUCUUCUCUUCUCUUCUCUUCUCUUCUCUUCUCUUCUCUUCUCUUCUCUUCUCUUCUCUUCUCUUUCUUUUGUCUCAGUAACAUGGUUUGCCUUGCCAACUCCUUUGUGCCAGAAAUCUGGUGCAGACUCAACAAGUGUUGGAUGAAUAGUCCAAAACACUUUGUAAAUGUAAAUGUAAUUUUUGACCCCUCUUCUUUUUUGUUUUUGUUUUUACUGACAACUGCAUGAAGUGUCCCCUCAUUCCCUUUUCCUUAACACACCCUUAGCGUGGUGUUUAUUGAAUGCAAGAACUACUUUUUACUGUUGUAAUGUAAAAGUGUAUACUUAGUGCUUAAGCUGAAGGCUUUUGGUGGUCUUUUUAAUGUCUCCAUCUUUUUUUUUUUUUUGUUUGUUUAUUUUUCUGUGAAUGAAUGUGCCCAUAAUAAGUGUACUCCCUCCCCUGUUUUAAGGAUAGGAAAAAUUGUAUCUGAACGAAAAGAAUUGUGGGAAGUGACUUGUCUUGCAUGAGCGCUAUUGUUGUUGCGUUUCACUCACUCGAGUGACCUGAUGCUGACUGUGUGACAGACAGGGUAAGGUCUUUUGGCUUUUCUUCACUCUUCUCCUGUUGUAGUUGUUCUUGUUAUGUUUUUUUGUGGUUUUGUUUUGUUGUGUUUUUUUUAAACCUGAAGGAUACGGCCCCUUAAUUUCAAUAUUCUUUCCAUUUCUGUUUUCAGCUGUGUUUCUUUCCUAUUUGGGAAGCUAGCCAAGCACUACAGGUUUCAAUUUCAGAGCAUGCAUAUAU